AUGUGACAUAUUGCGACGACCGCGCUAGAACGAAGAGGGUAUACAAAUUGGAAAAACGCUAGUAGUGCGCGCUCGUGCAAGUUUGACAAAAAGUUAGCUAAACAUGACUCGAAGCGCCGCUGUGCUGUUUAUUUUGCUCGGAUGUUUUUACCUGCUUCGGGCCGACCGUCAGAGCGCUCUGCAUCGCUUCAAGUCGACAGUUAUGAAGGUUCAAACUGCCAACAAAUUAAAGGAAAUCCUUCAAAAGAACAAAAUAAAUUGCCAGACGUACGAAAUGUACUGCUCCAAAAUAAUUGAGAAUUCCCCUUCGCUCAAAAUGCACCCGGAAGUGUACCAGCGAAGUUGCGAGGUUAAAAAAAUUGAGACCUCGCGUAUGCCACGAAGCCGUCGACUCAUCCAACGCAACAACUACGGCAACACCGUAACACGGGUAAAAUCACGAAUUUUUUAUACAAAAACACUGAGAAAAACGCUACACUGCUAAGGAUUACCAAAAGUGUUUGCGCAAUAAAAAUGCUUCCGCAGAAGAAUAAACUUUUUGUAGCUCGUUAGAAAUAAAAAUCCAACAAUAAUAACCCAUAA
Nasonia vitripennis (jewel wasp) is the source of this 582-nucleotide messenger RNA. RefSeq lists its product as uncharacterized. The record is from RefSeq and is a predicted model, not a curated record. Lineage: Eukaryota; Metazoa; Arthropoda; Insecta; Hymenoptera; Pteromalidae. The coding region runs from base 104 to 484 and encodes 126 amino acids. The transcript is spliced from 5 exons.